AGGAGCACUUCCCGGUUCGGCAAUAAUCUGGAGCUCGGGGUGUUGGAACAGUCCAGUUGGACCUUGCUCCGAAGCUCCGCCUUCUCUCCGGUUUUUCUGGAAACCUAGCGUUCCUCACGGCGGUACCGAGCAGCAUCCCAGACGCGUGUGAGUCCCCCAUGGCAGAUCCGGCCCCAAACGGCCCGCAGGGGGCGGGCGCAGUGCAAUUUAUGAUGACCAAUAAACUGGAUACGGCAAUGUGGCUUUCUCGCUUGUUCACAGUUUACUGCUCUGCUUUGUUUGUUCUGCCUCUUCUUGGGUUGCAUGAAGCAGCAAGCUUUUACCAACGUGCUUUGCUGGCAAAUGCUCUUACCAGUGCUUUGAGGCUGCACCAAAGAUUACCGCACUUCCAGUUAAGCAGAGCGUUCCUGGCCCAGGCAUUGUUAGAGGACAGCUGCCACUACUUGUUGUAUUCUCUUAUCUUUGUCAACUCCUACCCAGUCACAAUGAGUAUUUUCCCAGUCCUGUUAUUCUCUUUGCUUCAUGCUGCCACAUAUACUAAAAAGGUCCUUGAUGCAAAGGGUUCAAAUAGUUUACCUCUGCUGAGAUCUGUCUUGGAUAAAUUAAGUGCUAAUCAACAGAAUAUUCUGAAAUUCAUUGCUUGUAAUGAAAUAUUCUUGAUGCCUGCUACAGUUUUUAUGCUUUUUAGUGGUCAAGGAAGCUUACUCCAGCCUUUUAUAUACUACAGAUUUCUUACUCUUCGAUAUUCCUCUCGAAGAAACCCAUAUUGCCGGACCUUGUUUAAUGAACUGAGGAUUGUUGUUGAACACAUAAUAAUGAAACCUGCUUGCCCACUGUUUGUGAGAAGACUUUGUCUCCAGAGCAUUGCCUUUAUAAGCAGACUGGCACCAACAGUUGCAUAGUUUAACAUUCAAUUAUAUAUUAUUAGCAGCUGAUACUUCUGCUAGGGAUUUGUAAAUUCCAGGUGUUACACUGACCUCAAUCCAAUUUAAAUCAUUUACCUAAAUGCAUCUCAAUAGAGAAAUAAUCGUUCUCCUGGCAUGUUAAAUCAAGCCUUUUAAAAAGUUUCUGAGAAAACUUUAUUGUGCUGUGUAGCUAAUGGUUAAGGAAGUUUAUAUCUUGUGAUAAAUGUACCAAAUUCUUUUUAGAUGUUAUCAUGAAGUACAUUUUUUUCCUCUUGUAAAAUAGCUCUUAAAUUUGCUUUAAUCUAAUUGGUAGUCUGAGUUUAUAUCUGGCAUGGGUUCAUUAUGGUAAUACUAAUAUACAUGACUUCAGUAUCUUUUGAGACAGUAUUCUUUUGCCAUUCAGUAAUUUUGGUUGAUGAUUUUAACAGAACUUUCUACUGUAUUUAAUUUCAAAUUGUUAUUAGAUUGACUUUGUGCUGCUUUAAUAGGACAGAUUUAAUUGGAUGUACCAUUGUAAGAGGAAUUCUAUAUUUAUGUUAUUCUAUGACCUUCCAAACUUGAUUUCCACAAAUACUUAUGGCUUUUAAUAGAUAUAUGUAUAAAAGGCUCAAUUGUAAGCUUGUUAGCCAACCGGUAAAUAUAUGGGGUCACCUGACCAUUUUACAUCAGAAAGCAGUAGUUUGAUGGCUGUACUUUCAAAGACCCGUUAGGCAACGAUUCUGAAAUAGGAAAACCUUUUACAAAUGUGGACAUGCAGGUUAUUAUUAGUAUUAUCAUAGUCUGUAGAAUUAUCUAGUUCAGAUUCUUGACUGCCAAUUUUCUCAGUUUCUUAGGCUUGAAUUUUCAUAGACAAAUGCUGCAGUUCAGACACCUUUUGAGAGGAAUGUAACUGAAGAUUGAGCAUAAGUCCAUGUGACUAUCCUUGGCAUCUCUUCUGAAAUAAUAAUGAAGAUUAUCCUGUAGAUUACAUAUUUACCCAUCAAAUCUGAUUUAAAAGGUUAAAUGGAAAAGUUUAUAGGCAAGGUAAUUGAUUGGGAGUUGGAUCAGGGGAGGAGUUGUGGGAAAAUAGUGUGCAUUUCAGUUUUGUAAUACACAAAUUUGGAGGAAUUGGAUGUAUUAUACAGCUGUGAUUUGAGUUGUAUAAAAUGUUAAAUCCUGUUUAUUCAGCUUCCAUGAACUCCUUUAUAAAAUUCAUUCUGAUCUUUAUUACUGUUGCAUGAUUGGAAAUGUUUAAAACAUUACAAAAUUGUAGUACAGAAUAACUAAUGGUUUUUGUAACCAGUUUUCUUCUCUCUGCAUGUGAUUUGGAUUUAUCAAAUACAUUCAUUAGUACCUUAUCGAUAACAUCAUCCUCCUGAUCUAAACAAAAAGUUCUACUUGAUAGUUCUUAUUUGCUUGAACUCAACUGUAACCAGCUAUUUUUGUAUUUUUGUAAUAUUUAUCCACUAAGUUGGAGAAGUAGCUUUAUAAUAUACAGUUAAUUUUGUGCGCACUCACGUGUCUGUGUGUGUAUGUGUGUGUGUGUCCUGUGUGGCUAGCCUCAUUAUCACUAUGUAAUCUGAUGGUUUAAAAACUAGAAUUUCUAGAGCAAUAAAGCUUGACUGUAAAUUUAAGUAAGCAGUACAUUAUUGAUUUCUAAUGAUGUUUUAAAAAUUUAAGUCUUGAAUUAUAUCAAAUUUUGGCAGCUGAAGUCAUAUUUAUUUUGAGGUUGUAAGAUUUUUUUUAUUUGUUUUGUACAAUUAUUUAUCUUGAGAUCAUUUUAGAUUUACAAAAGACUUGCAAAAAUAGUACAGAGAGUUCCUAUGAACUCUACUCAGCUUUCUUUUAUGUUAGCAUCUUACAUAACUAAAGAACAUGUAUCAAAACUAAGAAAUUUACUGUGGAACAAUACUGUUAGCUAAAAUACAGAACUUAUUUGGAUUUCAA
Messenger RNA from Choloepus didactylus (southern two-toed sloth), 2831 nucleotides. It is a transcript of the gene TMEM33, whose product is annotated as transmembrane protein 33. The record is from RefSeq and is a predicted model, not a curated record. The transcript is spliced from 8 exons. The coding region runs from base 159 to 902 and encodes 247 amino acids. Gene Ontology annotation, biological process: endoplasmic reticulum tubular network organization; membrane organization. Lineage: Eukaryota; Metazoa; Chordata; Mammalia; Pilosa; Megalonychidae. Gene Ontology annotation, cellular component: membrane; endoplasmic reticulum.